AUGGCACCCAAAGACAAAAAGGGUGGCAAGAAGAGCCCAGCUACCGGUGCUCCUAUCCAGGAUCCUCGUUUCUCCCACGUUCACAGAGACCCUCGCUUCGUGAAGCCUCAAAAGAAGGACUCCAAGGUCACAGUUGACUCUCGUUUCUCAUCCAUGCUGAAGGGCAAGGAGUUCUCAAGCGCACCCAAGGUUGACAAGUAUGGACGCAAGCUCCAGAGCAAAGCAAGCGACCAGCAGAUGAAGCGGUUCUACCAGUUGCAGAAGGGUGAGGCUGCUAGCGGUGACGAGGACAACAAUGAGGAUGACGAAGAGGACGAGGACGAGGAGGAGGACAAUGUCAGCGUAUCAGGAUCAGAUUCAGAGGAGCAGGGCGACGACGUGUACGACCCCAUGCGUGGUCGUGGAGUCAUCAGUGGCUCGGACUCGGACUCGGACAUUGAUGAGGAUGCUGCUGCUGAGCUGGAUCGUGAGGCCGAGGUUCUGGAAGACGAUGAGGAGGAAGAGGAGGACGAUGUCCCCAGAGGAGACGAAUCUCACCGCUUUGCCUGUGUGAACUUGGAUUGGGAUCACGUCAAGUCUAUCGAUUUGUUCAAGGUGUUCUCCGGAUUCAAAGGGGAGAAGGGAGCUAUUCGUUCGGUCAAGAUCUACCUCUCCGAGUUUGGAAAGGAGCGUUUGGAGCGUGAGGAGCGCGAGGGACCACCACCAGAGAUUUUCAAGAAGGCUGGCUCCAAGAUGAAGCUGGAUGAGGACGCCGACUCCUCGGACGACGAGGAGGUGACAGAAAAGUCGCUCAUCAAGGAUCAAACAGAGGAAGGAAAUGAGGAGAUCGACUCGGAAGCCUUGCGCCAAUACCAACUGGAUCGCCUCAAGUACUACUAUGCCGUCGUCGACUGCGACGCUGUCGAGACAGCCAAAUCUAUCUGCGACGCCUGCGAUGGAGCCGAGUACGAGAGCAGUGCCAAUUUCUUUGAUCUCCGCUUUAUCCCCGAUGGUAUGGAGUUUGACGACAUCCCCCGCGACGAGGCCUUUGGCGCUCCCGAGAACUACAAGCCGAACGAGUUCACCACUCAAGUUUUCCAACACUCCAACGUCAAGUUGACCUGGGACGAGGACGACGCAGACAGAAUCAAGGUCACCCGCCAGAACUUCUCCAAGCAAGAUUUGGACGAUAUGGACUUCAAGGCAUACCUGGCUUCGUCGGAUGAAGAGGACUCUGAGGACGAGGAUGAUAUUGAGGCCGCAAGACGCAAAUACCGCGCUCUGUUGUCGGGCGGAAACAAAGACUCGGACGACAGUGAUGCCGAUAGCGACGACGACAAGAACCAGGAGAUGGAGAUCACAUUCGCCCCCGGUUUGAGCGAGGCUGCUGCCGAGAUGUUGGAGGCUAAGAAGCAGCGUGAGCAGCCGGUCAAGGAAGAAACCUCCAUUGAGACAUACCAGCGCAAGGAGAAGGAGCGCCGCCAGCGUCGCAAGGAGACUAGAGCUGCCAAGGCUCAGGGCAGCGGCAUCGAUAGCGAGGAUGACAGUGAAGACCAAGGUGGCGAGGCUUUGUUCUCUGAUGACGAGGAUGAGCGUCUGAUGAACGACUCUUACUUUGCCGAAGAGUUUGCAGGAGGCGACAUGAUGUUGCCAGCCAAGGGCAAGAAGGGCGCAGAUGCGGGCAAGAAGGGUAAGGGAAAGAAGGACGGCAAGAAGCGCACCAAGGAGGAGCGUCUCGAGGACAACCGCAAGAAGGCCGAACUGGAGUUGUUGAUGGAGGACAACCGGGAAUCGAACCAACACUUCAACAUGAAGGAGAUCCAGAAGGCCGAGAAGAAGAAGAACAGGAAGAAGGGCAAGGGUGGCCAGAGCGAUCGCGACAAGGGCGAGGACCUUCAGGACGACUUCAAGAUUGAUGUUAAGGAUCCUCGUUUCAGCGCGCUUCACGACUCGCAUCUUUUCGCUCUGGAUCCUACUAACCCCAACUUUAAGAAGACCAAGGCUAUGAAUGAGUUGAUGGAGGAGAGGCAGAAGAGGACGGCAACGCUUCAUGAAGAGAACGAGAAGAAGCUGAAGAACAAACAACAAAACAACAACAACAAGAACAACAACAAGAACAAGAACAACAACAACAACAACAACAACAACAACAAUAACAACAAGAGCAAUAAUGGUGGCGUCAAGAAGGCCCAGGGUGUCUUUGAGGAUCCCUCGCUCUCGUUGCUGGUCGACACUGUCAAGCGCAAGAGUGCCAUGGCAACAGAAGACACCCGCGACGGCAAGCGCGCCAAGAAGGACAACAAAAAAUAG
Molecule: messenger RNA, 2289 nt
Organism: Linnemannia hyalina
Lineage: Eukaryota; Fungi; Mortierellomycota; Mortierellomycetes; Mortierellales; Mortierellaceae
Source: the annotation of a GenBank genome assembly